Messenger RNA from Penicillium angulare, 2655 nucleotides. RefSeq lists its product as uncharacterized. The record is from RefSeq and is a predicted model, not a curated record. The transcript has a single exon. NCBI's taxonomy places the organism in Eukaryota, Fungi, Ascomycota, Eurotiomycetes, Eurotiales, Aspergillaceae. The coding region runs from base 1 to 2655 and encodes 884 amino acids.
AUGGCCUAUAAUGCUGUUCAGACCGACGAGGUCGCAUCUGACUCCGGAUCUGACCUCUCCAGUCCCUCACCUCCUGCCUUUCAACCGCUGGGGGAUGCCGACAACCUCGGAUCAUCUCAUCUAAAGUUGGCGAAAACCAGCGAUUCCCCCGGGACUCAGCUCGGUGCGAUUUACCGCUCCAUGACUUCCUCAAAGUACGAAGUGGUGGAGGCCGAUGAUUACCACGCCGAUCCUUCCGACGAUCCCCGCCGCAUGCCUCCGCUGAAUACUGCGGUCGCGCGACAUUCCUCCUCCGAGUCCCCCUUGCGAAGUGCAUGCAGCGAUGCCCCUAUUCCUCUCAGCCACCCAACGCCAGAUCUACAAUCGUUUCAAGGUGCUUACACAGGAAAUGUAGAGCGUCUGGAACAAAGUGCAGAGCGACUGAGCUCAAGUACACAAGAUAUUGGCAGUGAAAUCCGGAAAAUGGAUCAGCAACAAAAACGACAAUCUUGCAGCUCCGCGUCUAAUUCUAUCAUCAUGCGGAAUGGUGCAUUCUCUCCAGGUAACAGCCUGGCCAGAUCUCCCCAUGGAUCAACUAGAUCUACCCGUCAACGCUCCGUAUCCAGUGGAUCAUGUCUGGCUCAAGUUGCGGAGCCUGAACAUGACAACGACCAUUACCUAGACCGAGCCCCCGCUACACUCCCCAUCGCUCCAGCCCCACAACUCCCUAUCUUCACACCUAGCUCCGGUCGUUUCUACAUUUCUCACGAUGAUCACCCAAGUGCUUCUGCCACCGUCGGCCCUGGGGAGGACAUUGAGCGACCUGACACCGCUGCGUCGGGGGAUACUUUCCAACAAGCAAGGACGCUAUUCACUGAUUUCGAUGGCGUUCAUUUCGCGCCCUUGGAACGGGCAGAUUCCUCACGCAAACUAUCUCUAACUCAACCCCCCCUUGCAAGGAAUGCCGACGUCUACAAGACACCCCAGCCUACCGAACACAUGGUUUACUAUCCCGCCCCGGUUCCCCGCAUGCUUAACCUCCCUCCCAAACUGUCCCGCAGAGCACCAAUUGCGGAACGUGAAAAGCGUCGCACCCAGAUUUUGACUUCUAUCGAGGCCGAGAAUAGGAAGGCAGAAUUUGGAGAGCAGGAACCGGGUAGCAGUCGCAAAGAUAAACGUCAAUCUGCGCUACCGCCGCAGCUUCGUGCAAGCGUCUUCUUUGACCCACCAAGUACCACGCUCGAGCUCGAAGUAAAGCAAGAUUCCGCCGUUGCGACGCUCGAUAGUGUCCUCGAUGCCUCGGCGCAUGCGCCUGUCUCUGCCUUUACAGAUCAUCCCUACGCGGGGCACGUUGGAUCAUAUGUCUAUGGGAACAAACGCAAGAAUAUCCCGAGACAAAAGCCUGAACGGGACUCCCACUCUCAGAUGGACCAGUACAAAAGCACCCAUAGCGAUAGAGAGAGUGCGUCGGGGGACUCAGAAUAUUCUGGUCAUGGUGCUCAUGAAGAGGAAUCCGAAAGAUUUUAUCGUAAUCAACAUGGACAUGGAGACUCUGAAGGAUCUGAAACUGAAAGUGAAGGCCAAUCUUCAGAGGAAGAGGAAGAGGAUGAAGCAGCCAACUAUGUAGGCCCGCCCAAUACUCUACUCGCCGAACUGGAGCUGCGAAAGCAAGAGCUUCAGCAGCGUCGACGUACUGCACUUCCAAAGGCUACUGAAGGCAUGCAGGCCACACUCUUAGAGCUCGAUGCAAUGGCCCAGGAACAAAGUGAUAAGAGACGACGCAGGCCAGUGACUUUGGCCUGGGAUAAUCGACAUGCUGCUGACGACGACGAUGUUCCUCUCGCAAUGCUAUAUCCUGACCAGAAUAAGGGCGAGGACGGUCGCCCACAAGGUUUAAUGGAGAGGCACCAAACAGAGGAGAAUGAACCUUUGAGUAGCCGUCGCGCUCGGCUCCGCGGUGAACCAAUACCGGAAAAGCGGCCCGUGACUGUAUAUGUCACCGAACCACCAGCACCUAAAGAACAGCCGUCGGCCGAAGAAGACACUGUAGAGGAGAUUGAGACCUUGGCCGAGCGUUCGAGACGACUUAAGGGCCAAAACCCAUCAGAUACUGCCUUCUCUCACGAUCUUAUGGCCGAAUUCGAUAACCGCCUUGGGAUUACCCCUAAAGAGAACAACCCGGCUCCCCAGCCUUCUCAAUCUUCUCGGCCCCCCGCUCAAGAGGAGACACUCGCACAACGGAGAGCUCGUCUACAGAAGGAGAAGGGCAUUCCGAAUGGUGUCCCAAAACUACCACGGACACGCCAAAGCAUGGCCGCCCUCCCACAGGUUCGACCCAAUCUUGCAUCUCGUAGCAAGUCAUCCUACGGUCUCCCUCAAAACCAACACCCCGGCAUGCAGAUGCAGCAUCAUGGAAACCGCAUGUCUAUGCAACAAUUCCCAGCACCCAUGAAAUAUCCAACACACAUGGGAUACCCAGCAAAUCUAUCCCAGCCACCACCUCCCUACACCUAUGGUCAGAACCAACCACCUCCCUAUGCAUAUAAUAAUACAAUGAUGACAAUGCAUAAUAUGGGGUAUCCCAUGCCUAAUGCAUGUGGCCCAACCAUGACUCGACAACCCGUUGAACCCGGUCAACGGGAUGUGAUUGACCGGUGGAGAGAGAGCAUUCGCUAG